Molecule: messenger RNA, 161 nt
Organism: Cetraspora pellucida
Lineage: Eukaryota; Fungi; Glomeromycota; Glomeromycetes; Diversisporales; Gigasporaceae
Source: the annotation of a GenBank genome assembly
UGAAGCAUUAUUUGGUAAUGAAGCAUUAUUUGGUGAUGAAGCAUUAUUUGGUGGUGAAGCGUUAUUGGGUGGUGAAGCAUUAUUGGAUGAUGAAGUAUUAUUGGGUGGUGAAGUGUUAUUGGAUAGUGAAGCGUUAUUGGGUGAUGAAGUGUUAUUAGAUG